This is a messenger RNA of Wickerhamiella sorbophila, 573 nucleotides long. RefSeq lists its product as hypothetical. The record is from RefSeq and is a predicted model, not a curated record. The coding region runs from base 1 to 573 and encodes 190 amino acids. NCBI's taxonomy places the organism in Eukaryota, Fungi, Ascomycota, Dipodascomycetes, Dipodascales, Trichomonascaceae. The transcript has a single exon.
AUGAAGUUCGCUUUCGUCGCCGCCAUUAUUUCCGCCGUUUCUGCUGCCAGCUUGCCUUACUGCCCUCUCCCUGAGCCUGCCCAGCCUGAAGCCCCCUCGGCUCCUGCUCCUCCCGCUUCCUCUACUGCUCCUGCUCCUCCCGCUUCUUCCUCUCCUGGCUCCUCCAGCAGCGGCUUUGCUGUCGGUGAUGUUGUUGGCAUUAUCACCAUCCACUCCGGUAGCGAUGUUCAGUUCCAGGGCGUCGGUGUCAACCCCGACAACAAGCUCGGCAUCCAUGCCACAACCGAGAACGUCAACUACGUCCUCGAGAAGGGCAACUCUGAUGGCACCUUCCAGGUCAAGAUCCAGAAUACCAACAACUUCCUGGCUGUCACUGCCGGUUACCUCGAGAUCCAGCCCAGUGCUGGUAUGGACUGGACCAUCGAUGGCAGCGACCUUGUUUUGAGCACUGCCGGCAACCGUGGUUUCGUUGUCUGCCCCAGCGACGGUAACACCAUCAAGUACUCAUCUGACAACUGUUCCGACCCCGUUGGCGUCGCAUUACACCUUGUCAAGCCUGGUUCUUCGCCCUAG